Molecule: messenger RNA, 1767 nt
Organism: Helobdella robusta
Lineage: Eukaryota; Metazoa; Annelida; Clitellata; Rhynchobdellida; Glossiphoniidae
Exons: 3
Coding region: 1-1767 (588 amino acids)
Source: RefSeq, a predicted model, not a curated record
AUGAACAUUUUAUUCAGUUCUCUAGAUUCAAUAUCAAGAAAAUCUUCCAGAGUUCCAAGUAUUGAUACCAGAAGUCGACUUAGCCAUAGCAGUUUAAUAGGAACUUACAUACAUGAAGCGGAAGAAAAAUCAAUGAAGGUAGGAAUAGAUUGCAAAAAAUCUUUAGAAGCUUCAAUAAGUACUGGUAGCAUUAUUCUUCCAGUUCCUUGCGAUCUACCAGGUAUCCAUAUAAGCAGAAUUGAAACAUUAGAUUUUGACGAUAUGUCGAUGCUGUCAGGGUUUGGUCAGUUGGGCUCAAGAAGGUACAUAAUUAUAGAAAGUGACGGAUUAAGUGACUGUUCUAAAAUGUCUAUUCCUAAUUCCGAAUGCUCAUUUUCAAUGUGCAGUCGAAGCAGCCGGAGCAGAAGUAGUAAAGAUUCAAGCAAUUUUGGUUCCAGAAUAUGGGAUUUUUCUUCUCCUCGAGAAUCUGAAUGGGAAGUAAAUGUUCCUAACAAUUUACGUCUGGACACUUCAAAUGGCUACACUAAUUUGCGUCAUUCCUCUAUAUCUUCAAACACAAAUCAAAAUCCAAGUUUUUUAUCACCCAUGAUGCCUCGCAAAGGAUCAACCGUUACGUUUGGCAAAAACGAAACAACUGGAAGGAGACAUUCAAGUCCAGCGUCAAGUUUUCGCAAGAAAGAAGGUCGCAAUGUUUCACAUGCUCCAAAUUUAACACAUGAAAAUAAUUUUUCUACUGCAAAUAAUUCUGGAAUAACACCAAAACAACAGUCCAGAGAUGCUUCAAACAAUGGUUCAAAAAUCGAAAGCUCAAAUUGGCUGUUUGCAAGUCAACAAGCUUUUUAUGGCACUUCAGCUUAUAGAAAAAAAAGUGCUGGUGACCAAUCUCUUAUGUCCAUAAUUAUUGAUGAGAACGAUGGCGAUGAAGAUGAGGAAAACAAGAACGCCGGUGUAAUGGAUGAAUCUAAUAACAAUCACGCACUGUCCGGGCCAAUUAAAUUUUCAAGAGAACCUCUAAACCCUUAUAUCAAAUCUUCAGCAACAAUUCACCAACAAAAUUUAUCUGCAAAUAUUGCCGAUAAAGAAAACAUCUGCGAAGAAAAAAAGUCAUCAAUGAUUCAAGAAUGUUACGAUGACUCAGACGAGAACGUCUCAAAUAAAUGUAUUAGUUUUUUAAAAUCUAAAUUGGAAGUAAAUGAAGACACAAGAAAAAAUGCAGAUCGAGGUAUGCAUGAUAACGAAAAAAAAGAAAUAGAGCUACGGCGAAGUACUGCAAGUUUCACAAAAUGCAAGGAAACCGAUGUUAAAGAUAAAAGCAUGAACCACAGCGGAACCGAAAAAACGAUGACGAGACAAAAGUUUCCUACAUUUGCAGCCAAUUUCAAGCCAAAGUUUCGUGAAACGAAUUUGAAAAACAGCAACUUGUCAGAGAGAGAUUUGCACAGUGAGAAGAAACAUGCAGACAAUUUCAAUUACGAGUUAUUAAAAAAAGAAUCAACUGAAAAAACUGUACUCGGGAAAUAUUGGUGGGUUUAUUUAAAAUUUAAAGUUCUCUUUUUAAAAUUUUUCAUGUUCCAACUAUUGAGAUCUUCAAGAAUCAUCUUAUUCUCACCUACACUGAUUCAUUCCUACAGGGUCAUUCAAUUAUUGACGUCACUUCGUAUUUCCCUUCAGUGUCAAUUCAGCAUUAUUUUGAAUCGUUUUCCAAGCAGUAUUUUCAUCCUCAUCUUUCAUUUUAAUCAGCCCACCGGUCUCAUCUUCUUUGCUUGA